Molecule: messenger RNA, 471 nt
Organism: Pyricularia pennisetigena
Lineage: Eukaryota; Fungi; Ascomycota; Sordariomycetes; Magnaporthales; Pyriculariaceae
Exons: 1
Coding region: 1-471 (156 amino acids)
Source: RefSeq, a predicted model, not a curated record
AUGGGUAGGCUUCUCCCACUCGACCCAUGGCCGUCCAGGGCCGAUCCCGAGGCCCGCUCCACGCGCAAGGAGAUUGAAAAGUCCAGCACGGGCUUCAGCUGGACGACGGCGGCGGUCCUUGGCCUCAUCGGCGUCACGAUGCUCAUCAACGUCGAGAAGAGCGUCGAGAAGUGCGAGCAGCGGCACCAGCGCAGGGCGAAUUGGGACAGGUACCGAGAAGACGGCGGCGGCGCAGGGGGUCGGGGCCGGGACCGGGACCGAGACCGGAGCCGGACUCGGGCCAGCACUGCGACGCCUGCCAGGACCCGGGCUCCGAGUCCAAGACGUCAAAGGAGCUUCAGUCGACUCAGGCCCAAGUCGGUCGUCGUUGAGGAAUCGUCCGAUUCUGGGCCGAAGCAGACGCAGCGCCGCGAGGGCCAAGAUGGUUCACCUGCCAGGGGCAGGGGAAGGAGCAGAACCCCCAGGUGGUGA